Acanthopagrus latus (yellowfin seabream) is the source of this 1576-nucleotide messenger RNA. It is a transcript of the gene mdh2, whose product is annotated as malate dehydrogenase 2, NAD (mitochondrial). The transcript has a single exon. Gene Ontology annotation, molecular function: L-malate dehydrogenase (NAD+) activity. NCBI's taxonomy places the organism in Eukaryota, Metazoa, Chordata, Actinopteri, Spariformes, Sparidae. Gene Ontology annotation, cellular component: mitochondrion; cytoplasm. The record is from RefSeq and is a predicted model, not a curated record. Gene Ontology annotation, biological process: malate metabolic process; tricarboxylic acid cycle. Bases 125 to 1138 code for a protein of 337 amino acids.
GACGCAUGUCAGUUAGCGGUCUUCCUGUUCGCUCGUGGCUAGAGGACGUUGGUGUCACAGAGGAGAGGGGCUCUUCAGGUACUUCUGUUUUCAUUUAAGUAAUAAAAGAAGUCACAGAAACAAAAUGUUCUCCCGCGCCGUCAGACCUACCGUCAGCCUCGCCCGGAGCCUGUCCACCUCGACGCAGAACAACGCCAAGGUGGCCGUGCUAGGAGCGUCAGGCGGCAUAGGCCAGCCGCUGUCUCUGCUCCUGAAGAACAGCCCCCUGGUGAGUCAACUCUCCCUGUACGAUAUCGCUCACACCCCCGGAGUGGCUGCGGACCUCAGCCACAUCGAGACAAGGGCCCAUGUAACCGGCCAUAUGGGUCCCGACCAGCUGGAUGCUGCUCUGAAGGGCUGCGACGUCGUGGUGAUUCCCGCCGGCGUGCCAAGGAAACCAGGCAUGACUCGUGAUGACCUUUUCAACACCAACGCCACCAUUGUAGCCACCUUGGCCGAUGCCUGCGCCCGCAACUGCCCCGAGGCCAUGAUCUGCAUCAUUGCCAACCCUGUCAACUCCACCGUCCCUAUCACAUCAGAGGUCAUGAAGAAGCAUGGAGUGUACAACCCCAACAGAGUGUUUGGUGUCACAACUCUGGACAUUGUCAGAGCAAACGCCUUCGUUGCAGAGCUGAAAGGCCUUGACCCAGCCCGUGUUAGUGUCCCAGUCAUUGGAGGUCACGCAGGCAAGACCAUCAUCCCCCUCAUUUCCCAGUGCACACCAAAGGUGGAGUUCCCUGCUGACCAGCUGUCCGCCCUGACUGGCAGGAUCCAGGAGGCUGGCACAGAGGUGGUGAAGGCCAAGGCUGGAGCUGGUUCGGCUACCCUCUCCAUGGCCUACGCUGGGGCCCGCUUCACCUUCUCCGUCCUGGACGCCAUGAAUGGAAAGGAAGGUGUGGUGGAGUGUGCCUAUGUCAGGUCCGAGGAGACGGAGUGCAAGUACUUCUCUACACCUAUCCUCCUGGGGAAGGGCGGCAUAGAGAAGAACCUCGGGCUGGGCAAGCUGACUGCCUUUGAGGAGAAGCUGGUGGCUGAUUCCAUGGAUGAGCUUAAGGCUUCCAUCAAGAAGGGCGAGGAUUUUGUGGCUAAAAUGAAGUGAACUGGGGGCACUGAUUUAGUUGAAAACAAACCGCUGUGAUUGAUAUUUUGUUGCGUCUUAACUUAAAAGGCAUCUGGGUGAAUCUGAACAUCUGUCACAGUGUUUCCUCUUACAUCUCUGUUAAAGCAGUAGGGUCGGCUGAUCCAGAAAUCAUGGUUUUAACCGUGAUCAUCUUUCCUGUGUAUCAUUUCCCUUACUUUUUAAACAUGGCUUUACCCUUGCACUUAUGAUUUGUGUACAUACUGUACUGUGACUUGACUAUUUUGCAAAUGUCAAACUGAAACAAUAUCUCAAUAUAUUUUCAUGUACAGUCUUCAGUAGUGGAAGUCUCUCUGCUGAAUGAAUGAGGGGAAAUACUGUCAUCUUACCUGUUGAUGCACAUAGAUGUUACUGAUGAGCAAAAGUACCUACUCCACCAAUAAACAAGUUUAGCUUUAA